AUGCACAAAAUUACAGAGUUCCACAUGCAACAAAACAACUGUUACUUAAACCUCAUCGGAUCCAUUUUUAUUUGCAAUAUUCACAUACCUUUCAAAGUAAAGUUCCAAUUUUUAACAAAUUUGACUUACUCUACUGCCUGCCAGACAGACCCACAGGAUUCUGUUAUAACUGAUGGUAACUACUUUUCCACACACUCCUACUGUUUAAGAUACACUAUUGUAACAAUUUAUGAUGUUAAGAUCAGCACAAAGCCAUUGCCCCCUUUUCUGGCUUUUGCCUAUUUAAGGAUUAGCCCUUACACCACAACUAAUAUAUAA
Rangifer tarandus platyrhynchus (Svalbard reindeer) is the source of this 318-nucleotide messenger RNA. NCBI's taxonomy places the organism in Eukaryota, Metazoa, Chordata, Mammalia, Artiodactyla, Cervidae. The record is from the annotation of a GenBank genome assembly.